AUGGAAGACGAGAAUAAUGUUAUUGUUAUAGAUAACGGUUCAAGUACUAUCAGAGCUGGUUUUGCUGGCGAUGAUUGUCCAAGGUCGGUAUUUCCAACAGUAGUUGGCGUUCCAAAGACAUUAAUAAAGAUGAUAGGUUGUGGUACAAGAGAGAGUUAUGUAGGAGAAGAAGCAAUAUCCAGAAUGAGUGUUCUUCAUAUAACACACCCAAUACACGAUGGCAAAGUUGUCAAUUAUGAUGACUUACGUUCCAUAUGGCACCACACAUUUUACAAUGAAUUGCGAGUAAAUCCCGAAGAGCGGAGUGUUAUUCUCACAGAAGAUUUUGAGUUAUCGUAUAAAGUACGUGAACAAAUGAGUCAAUAUGUUUUCGAAGAGUUUGAAGUCCCGUCUCUUUUAUUUGGCCGACCAAGUGUAAUGGCGAUGUUUGCGUCAGGCCGACCGUCUGGUAUUGUUGUUAUGAGUGGGGAGAGUACUUUUAGAGUGGAGCCAAUAUAUGAAGGGUUUACUAUGAAAAGAUGUGGGCUAAGAACUUCUGUAGCUGGGAAUAGUAUUUCAGAAACAAUGAAAAAGUUACUCUCAAGACGAACGUACACCUUUAAAACUACAGAAGACAUGGAAGUCUUAAAUGACAUUCAAAAUAAGUUUUGUUACUGUGCAUUGAAUUAUGAAGAAGAGGAGAAGAAGAAUUUGAGUGAAAUUGAGAAGGAAUAUGAACUUCCGGAUUAUUCAGUUAUUAAAAUUGGAAAAGAAAGAUUUGAAGCGACUGAAGCAAUUUUUAGACCUGCGGACUUUGGAAUCGAAUCAAUGCCAAUGCAAAAGUACAUUGUUGAUGCUAUUAAUAAGUGUGAUAUAUACAGUAGAAGGGACUUUAAUAGUAACAUCAUCGUCGCCGGAGGUAACACUAUGUAUCCCGGGUUUGCAGAGAGACUAGAAAAUGAAGUGAAGGCGUUAUCACCACAAAACUCGCGAGUUAGAGUUGUUGCACCAGAAGAAAGAAUUUACUCUGCUUGGAUUGGAGGGUCUAUUGUUGGAUCUUUGUCUUCUUCUGAAAAUAUGUUUGUAACUAAAGAGGAGUAUAAUGAGUGUGGUCCACAAAUUGUUAACAUGAAGUCUCAGUCAUAG
Entamoeba invadens IP1 is the source of this 1125-nucleotide messenger RNA. Its product is annotated as actin, putative. The transcript has a single exon. The record is from RefSeq and is a predicted model, not a curated record. The coding region runs from base 1 to 1125 and encodes 374 amino acids. Lineage: Eukaryota; Evosea; Mastigamoebida; Endamoebidae. Gene Ontology annotation, biological process: microtubule-based movement.